Magnolia sinica is the source of this 861-nucleotide messenger RNA. RefSeq names its product oligopeptide transporter 4-like. The coding region runs from base 325 to 861 and encodes 178 amino acids. NCBI's taxonomy places the organism in Eukaryota, Viridiplantae, Streptophyta, Magnoliopsida, Magnoliales, Magnoliaceae. The record is from RefSeq and is a predicted model, not a curated record. Gene Ontology annotation, biological process: transmembrane transport. The transcript is spliced from 3 exons. Gene Ontology annotation, molecular function: oligopeptide transmembrane transporter activity.
CUUAUACACUUGGUCGGUGUAUAAGAAAAUGCUUGGAACACCUAAAAAUGAGUGACCCUGUCAUCACUUUAACUCACACAGGAGAAUGUCGGAAAGCCCCAGAGAAUUACAAUAAGAAGGAUAAUUGAAAGGCUGAUGUCAUACUUCCAGACAUGCCUUUAUGCUUUAUAAUAGAAGAGAGUCAAGAGAAGGACUAAAACCACCCAUUUUUACAUACACACAAGUAAGUAAAUAAAUAAAUAAAGUUUUUGAGCUCUGCUUACUCAGAAAUUUCUUACAAUAUUAAUAGUUGUGUGUGAAAUUCUACUAUAAAAUAAAGUUCAUAUGUGCAGGGAGGUGUAUGAACGUUUUCGAGCUUCCUAUAAAGGCAAGGAAGACAUCCACACCAGGUUGAUGAGGAAGUACAAGGACAUUCUUGAAUGGUGGUUCUACCUGUUGCUGGUGGUGACUGUUGGAAUCUCGCUUAUCAUGUGCACUGCCCUAAAAGACCAGGUUCAACUGCCAUGGUGGGGUCUCCUAUUCGCCUGCGCUAUUGCCUUUGUUUUCACUCUUCCCAUCAGCAUUAUAACUGCCACUACAAAUCAGACGCUGGGGCUGAACAUCAUCACAGAAUACAUCAUGGGUUUAAUACUACCAGGAAGGCCAAUAGCCAAUGUUUGCUUCAAAGUGUAUGGGUAUAGGAGCAUGACACAGGCCAUCUCCUUCCUUUCUGAUUUCAAGCUUGGACACUACAUGAAGAUCCUGCCAAGAUCAAUGUUCUUAGUUCAGAUGGCGCUUAGGGAAACUAUCAACCGCAUCUUGGAGUCAACUACCAGUAGUCCAGAAAAUGCUGGAAGUGUAUUACAUGUGCAAGGUUUGUAA